Paramecium sonneborni is the source of this 1125-nucleotide messenger RNA. The record is from the annotation of a GenBank genome assembly. NCBI's taxonomy places the organism in Eukaryota, Ciliophora, Oligohymenophorea, Peniculida, Parameciidae.
AAAAAUGCACAUUUUAUUUUUCACUAUUUGUGAGUCUUGUGGAAGAGAUAUUAAAAUAACAUAAUAAAAUAAUCUAAUGAGUUUUACAAGAAUUGGACUAAGUGAAAAUAAAAACAAUGAUAAUACUUCGGCCAUCUCUAAAAAGGAUAAAAAAGAAGCAAAAGCAAACCCUUCUAUGUAAUAGUUCUUGCAAAAAGGUAUGACCAAAAAUAAGAGUACAUUUUUAUUUAAUUAUUAUUAAAAGGUUUAUAUGAAGACUCAUUAACAAUUAAUGGCAUAGAAUAAUUUGAAAAUUAUAAAAAGAUGGUUAAACUUGAAUAGAAAAGAGAAUCAACUAUUGAUAUCUCAAGAAUCUUAUUUAAAGGAACCUUAAGAUAAAGAUUUGAAAGACUCUAAAGUAUCAAAACUAUACAGUAAUUGACAGCUAUUCCUAAGUAUUAAUUAUUUUGUAAGAUGUUUCUCAACUUAAACACUAUUUUAAUCAAUUAGACUUUAGCAUUUUAAGAAAUUGUUUUUUUAUUUAAAUAGGAUUAUUAAAUAGAAUUUAAGAUUCAAUUUUUAUAGUAAUUUAUAUCUAUUUGGAGUGAUAUCUUUCAUUUAGUUUGGAAAUAAUAUGAAAAUGAUAAACUUAGUUUAUAAAUUGGAAUUACAUCUUAGUAAUUUUAAUAAGAUGAUGAUAAAACUAUUAUAUUUUAAUAAAAGUUAUUGAAUUACAUUUAAACAAAAGGAGAAUGUAUCGAAUUAUCUCCAUUACCAAAUAUGAAUAAUAUAUGUUAAGAUAAUAAACUAUAAGAUUAAGAAUCAUAAACUACUCAUAAAAUAAAUAGAGAUUAAUAAUAAAAUAAUAAUACAUAAUUAAAAUAGAUUGCAUUAGAAUUAUAGAAUUAUUUCAAUCUUAGAGAUGUAUCAAAUAUGUAUUUAAUUAAUGUUGAAAAGUAUUUAAUAAAAAAACAAUUUGAUUUAAGUUUAAAUAAUGGAAUAAUUAAAAUUAUCAAUGAUCUUACUUAAAAAUAUCCUGAUUGGAUAGUAUUGAUUUAAGGUCAAACUUAAUAGAUGAUAAGAAUUAAUAGAUCAAUUGAUAUCAAAUAAUUAAUGCUUGAAUAUGAAUGCUUAGAUUGUAAUUGA